Molecule: messenger RNA, 3405 nt
Organism: Aptenodytes forsteri (emperor penguin)
Lineage: Eukaryota; Metazoa; Chordata; Aves; Sphenisciformes; Spheniscidae
Gene: OTUD7A
Product: OTU deubiquitinase 7A
Exons: 15
Coding region: 493-3300 (935 amino acids)
Biological process (GO): protein K11-linked deubiquitination; protein deubiquitination involved in ubiquitin-dependent protein catabolic process; protein K63-linked deubiquitination
Cellular component (GO): nucleus; cytoplasm
Molecular function (GO): zinc ion binding; DNA binding; K63-linked polyubiquitin modification-dependent protein binding
Source: RefSeq, a predicted model, not a curated record
UCUCCAUUCUCACAGGCACAUGAUACUGCAGAGCUUUAAAAUCAGAAGUAAAAUCAGCUGGACAGUUGCCUCCUGCCUUCCUAAAUAGGGAGAAAGUGGGUUUACUGGUGUGGAUGCCUGCCUCAUUUACUUCACCAAAAUGAGAUAGGGCAUGCAGAAUAGAAGGGAGAUUUUUGCAAGUAGAACCUACCAUGAUUUCUCAGGGGACAAAAUUUUGCUUAUUCAUACCUUCUACUGUGGCAAAAAUGGAUUAUUUUCCUCACCAAAAACCAGCAGCAUAACACUCAACUGACACAUGCCUCAAGGAACUCUUAUUUAAAGUCUGUUGUAAUUUAUUUCUCUGUAGCUGUGGUACAAGCAAGAGCCAACCAAUAUCAUCUGCUACCAGUAGGAAAUCUCCAUGCUAGUCCUUACUCAUGGCACAUGGUAAAGUUGCAACUGAGCAUGUGAGGAGGAAUUAACAGGAAAAAUCUAAUUCAUGUUCAAAGAUGGAUGCCUUCUAGCCAACCAUCGAGUCCUACUGCUGCUGCAUGUCUGGCAGCAUCCCUGAAUGAUCACAUGACUCUUGAUAUGGAUGCAGUCCUGUCAGACUUUGUUCGGUCCACAGGGGCAGAACCAGGUCUGGCAAGAGACUUACUGGAAGGCAAAAAUUGGGACUUGACAGCAGCUUUGAGUGACUAUGAGCAGCUCCGGCAGGUACACACCGCCAACCUGCCACAGGUGUUCAAUGAGGGCAAAUGCUACAAGCAGCAGGAGCCAGAGCAGCCUCCCCAGGUGAUGAAGGCUGAGCGACCCUGCCUGCAAAGGCAGGAUGACAUUGCUCAAGAAAAGCGUCUUUCCAGAGGUAUUUCUCAUGCCAGCUCAGCCAUAGUCUCCCUUGCUCGAUCACAUGUAGCAAAUGAGUGCAGCAAUGAACAGUUUCCUUUGGAGAUGCCCAUCUACACAUUCCAACUACCAGACCUUAGCGUGUACAGUGAAGAUUUCAGAAGCUUCAUUGAACGUGACUUAAUUGAGCAGGCAACGAUGGUUGCUUUGGAGCAAGCAGGACGACUGAAUUGGUGGUCCACAGUGUGUACAAGCUGCAAACGUCUUCUUCCCUUGGCUACAACAGGUGAUGGAAACUGCCUCUUGCAUGCUGCAUCUUUAGGGAUGUGGGGAUUUCAUGACCGGGACCUUGUUUUACGUAAAGCGCUGUAUACUAUGAUGAGAAGUGGAGCUGAAAGGGAAGCACUGAAAAGAAGAUGGAGAUGGCAACAGACUCAGCAGAAUAAGGAGUCAGGUUUGGUGUAUACAGAAGAAGAAUGGGAACGGGAGUGGAAUGAACUGCUUAAACUGGCAUCAAGUGAGCCUCGUACACAUUUCAGUAAAAAUGGAGGCACUGGUGGUGGAGUCGAUAAUUCAGAAGAUCCAGUGUAUGAGAGCUUAGAAGAGUUCCAUGUUUUCGUCUUAGCCCAUAUUUUGAGAAGACCUAUUGUUGUAGUAGCAGACACAAUGUUACGAGACUCAGGGGGAGAAGCAUUUGCACCUAUACCAUUUGGAGGAAUUUAUUUGCCACUUGAAGUUCUACCUAACAGAUGCCAUUGCUCACCUCUUGUGCUAGCCUAUGAUCAGGCCCAUUUCUCUGCUCUUGUUUCCAUGGAACAAAAAGAUCAACAGAGAGAACAAGCGGUGAUCCCCCUGACUGACUCUGAACACAAGUUACUGCCUUUGCACUUUGCGGUCGAUCCUGGGAAAGACUGGGAGUGGGGAAAAGAUGACAAUGAUAACACCAGACUGGCCAAUUUGAUUCUGUCUCUUGAGGCAAAGCUUAAUCUCCUACACAGCUAUAUGAAUGUAACAUGGAUACGCAUACCAUCUGAGACACGGCAGGCCCCUUUGGCUCAACCAGAAUCCCCUACAGCUUCAGCCGGGGAAGAUGUUCAGUCUCUGGCUGACUCAAUGGACUCGGACCGAGAUUCCAUCUGUAGUAAUUCCAACGGCAAUAAUGGCAAAAACAGUAAAGAAAAAGAAAAGGACAAACAGAGGAAAGAUAAAGACAAAAACAGGACGGAUUCAGUUGCCAAUAAAAUAGGAAGCCUCAGUAAAACCCUGGGAAUUAAACUGAAAAAGAAUAUGGGUGGUCUUGGAGGUCUGGUGCAUGGCAAAAUGAGCAGAGCCAAUUCAGGGAAUGGAAAAAAUGGUGAUGCAGUAGAGAAAGUCAAAGAGAAGAAGUCUAAGUCUCGAAAAGGGAGCAAAGAGGAAUCUGGACAGUCUGCGAGCACUUCUCCAUCUGAAAAGACCACUCCAUCUCCGACUGACAGAUCUAGCAACUCACCCAUUGAAAAGAUGAACACUAAACCCUUCUCUGACAAGCAGCCUGACCCAUGGAAGUACAGCACUGACGUGAAACUCAGCCUAAAUAUUUUGAGAGCUGCCAUGCAGGGUGAACGAAAGUUUAUUUUUGCUGGCCUUCUUUUGACCAGUCACAGGCAUCAAUUCCACGAGGAGAUGAUAGGCUAUUACCUGACCAGUGCACAGGAGCGUUUCAAUGCAGAACAGGAACAGAAAAGAAAGGAUGCUGAGAAAAAGGCUGCACUGAAUGGGUCAUCUAGUAGGAAACUGGAGCCAGAAGCAUAUUCGAAAGAAAAAUUAGAAACAUCUCCUCAGGAUAGGGCAUCACCCGUCUUGCCUCAAAGCCAUACAACUCAACUGGUUUUAAAAUUUAAAGAUCGCACUAGUCCCACUCCUGGGUCAUUUUCUUCACCUAGUAAUGGCGCUAAGAAAAGCGGACCCAUUCCAGUAUCUGCCCACUAUAGCCAUACGCCACCUGUUCAAAGGCAAAGUGUCAUCCAUUUGCAUGAUGUCAACUCCAAGCCAUCGAGCUUCCAAGAUGAUACCUACAAGCCAGUGGUUGGCACCUUAAAAACCUGUGCCACCUAUCCCCAACAGAACAGGUCACUGUCUUCUCAAAGCUAUAGCCCAGCCCGGAUAUCCGGUAUCCGUACAGUGAACACAGUGGAAUCGCUGAGCUAUGCCAUGCCUACUGAACACAAGUCUCAGACAUACACAAAUGGAUUCAAUACUGGCGAUAUUAGAGACUGCUUAGAAUAUGCUGAUGAGGACGGUCCUCAGACCUGGUUGAACAAUGAUAAAAAUCAAGGCAGAAGCACAGUUUGCCCAAUAUAUUCCAUCCAGCAGAACCGCUGUAAGAAGGAGAACUGUUCCUUUUAUGGUCGUCCUGAGACUGAAAAUUACUGUUCAUACUGCUACAAAGAAGAGUUAAAGCGCAGGGAGAGAGAAAGCAAGGGACACAGGCAUUGAGGAUUCUUCCGUGACUACUUAGUUUUACCAUUUUCUUACUUACAAAGUAAACAGUAUUGAAUUGCAGUAAAAGGAAUCCUUAAAAAAAGAAUAAAGGAUUGAUGA